CUUUGUGUUAGCUAAACAGCAUGACCUGCCUGCUUGUCCCAAUGACACACAUUGGGGUUUGAGGUGAUAAAAAUGUGAUCUCAUUUCGGUCUUUUCUUUAAAUUACUUUCAAAUUAACUGAAAAGGACUUACCAGAGUCACUAAAUAAGUCUGUAAAGAUGCCAGCCGGUGUGUCUUGGCCUCGGUACCUGAGGAUGCUCGGUGCCAGUAUGCUGGCCAUGUUUGCAGGAUCACAGGUCGUCCAUCAGUACUACCUACCUGAUCUGAGUAUUCCAGAGACCCCCCCCAAGCCCGGGGAGCUUAUAACAGAGCUGCAGGGCUACAAACUCAGACAAGAAGCUGCCGCUGCUGCGCUAGAGGAGCUUAAAGCAAAACAAAAAGUGGACUGAUGUGGAAUUGUUUGUGAUGGACAUUCAAUCAGCAGAUUAUUUUCUAUUCUGAAGUUGCCACUCGCCGAGUCAUGUCUGGGACAUCUGCAAUGGAUAUUGUCUGUGUUUGAUGUUUCUUCUUAUGAAGCAAACAGGAGAGGAAUAAAAUGCUACAGUCUUGGCGCCUGGCUCCAUGGGAUAAGGAUCCUCUCUGGAAUAAGAUGAUUCUGUUUAUAUAACCAUUGUUAAUUUGUCAUUGUUGAAUGUCUUAGCACUUUCAAACCAAGUGAUGCAGUUGGUAAUAGAACGCUUCAUGAUCACACUGUAACUGUAAGUUAUUCUGUUCUACUCAAAAUACAUCUAUUGAUGGUUUUUCCCUAAGCAUACAACAUGUUUUUAAAUAAAAAAUAUAUAAUUCUAAA
Eleginops maclovinus (Patagonian blennie) is the source of this 790-nucleotide messenger RNA. RefSeq names its product ubiquinol-cytochrome-c reductase complex assembly factor 6. Lineage: Eukaryota; Metazoa; Chordata; Actinopteri; Perciformes; Eleginopidae. The record is from RefSeq and is a predicted model, not a curated record. The coding region runs from base 159 to 389 and encodes 76 amino acids. Gene Ontology annotation, cellular component: mitochondrion. The transcript is spliced from 3 exons. Gene Ontology annotation, biological process: mitochondrial respiratory chain complex III assembly.